Molecule: messenger RNA, 713 nt
Organism: Stegastes partitus (bicolor damselfish)
Lineage: Eukaryota; Metazoa; Chordata; Actinopteri; Pomacentridae
Product: neuropeptide B-like
Exons: 2
Coding region: 52-438 (128 amino acids)
Biological process (GO): G protein-coupled receptor signaling pathway; feeding behavior
Molecular function (GO): G protein-coupled receptor binding
Source: RefSeq, a predicted model, not a curated record
CAGAUCGCCAAAGUGAAAGGUGCGCAGGACCACACAGCUUCAGCGCUCGACAUGGAGACGCCAUCGAAACUCGCGUUAACCAUCGUAGUGAUCUCCGUGCUGGUCGCUUGCAGUCCUACGGAAGCUUGGUACAAGCAGAUGGCCGGACCGAGCUACUACUCGGUGGGCAGAGCGUCCGGCUUGCUGUCCGGGAUCCGGAGGUCACCGUACGUGAGGAGAGAGGAGCCGGAGCCGUCGGACAGCGGAGAGGCUGAAAGCAACAGCGUCUUCUCUGAUUUCACUCCGCACAGUUCCAUCCUGAAGACCCUGCCUGUUUGUGUCAAAGAUAUUACACCAGACCUGCAGAGCUGUGAACUCAUCCGGGAAAUCAAGGGUUCAUUUAAGUGCAAAGCCGACGUCUUCCUCUCUCUGGACUCCUCAGACUGUGCGGGAGACUGAGCUGUGGAGGCGACAGUUGGACCAUGAAGCCUACUUCUUGAAGGAGUGACAAUUUAAGAAGAAGAAAGAAAAAAAAACUGUACUUGUAUCUUAACACAGGGGUUGCUCUAAAUGGAAGACGCUACUUUUUCCAUGUACCAUUUCCUUUAAAGUAUUGAUUUUAAGAUAGAACUGUCAUAAAACUUUACGUGGUAAAAGUAAUGUAUGAAUGUACAUAUAUGAUCUGAGUUUUCAUUAAUAAAUCACAUUGCAUUGUUGAAACUGCUUCAUGAAAA